CGAGUGGUUGGAUGGCAACCGAAAACCGAAACAAACAAGGACGAAAGAUCCAAUGAGUCAGAAUGCAUUCCCGUACUGUGGAGGACUGAGUUCGUGAACCGAAAAAGUCAUACUGGUUGAAGAUGACCAUGCAAAUGACUGCCCCUCUUCCCUUGGACACCGACCAAGAAAAAGCUGUUUGUGGACAACGAACGGCCACAAUUCUUUUUGUUGACCUGACCACCCAGCAUCACAUCCACUCCAGAGUAGAGGUAUCCCGACACUGCAGAGCAUAUAACAACCACCAAUCUACUGUAUCAAUCAAUCUUAUCACACCAUGGCCAUGUCCAACCCGUAUGGCGCUGCCAAGCAAGUGAAGCGAAAUCUGGGCAGCAAGAAUGGGCAACAACGGAAAAAGGCCAUCUCUCCCACCAUGCUGUUUGGACUCUUAUUUUUCGUGGUCAUUGGCAUUUACGCAAGCGUAGUGGCGUGGUUCUCCUCGGCGACCUCUUCCCCAUUGCACAAUGCCCCCGCCGCCAAUGAUAUUCGAAGACGAAAUUCAGUUACUACCAGCGAUAGCAAUGCCAAUAACAUCAACGAUAUCCCACCACAGAAACUGCAAGAAGAAGAAGAAAGCCCUCCUCAGGAUCAGCAAGAACAGAAUGGCAAUAAUGGAGUGGAAUCUGCCGAAGAAAAAGGUCUGAAAGCACUGCAGCAAAUAGUCAAGCAGGAGAAACGGCAACCCAUUGUCAAGCGAUUCCGACCCAAACCCAAAGGAGAUGGCAUCAAACCACAAGCUCUAGUAGCUGGCAGUAGUAACAACCAAGAGGAACAGCCACAAGAUCAAGACGAAGUUCAUCCAGAUCCAGAGCACAUUAUGAAAGCAUUCGUAGAACCCAUUCGAUUCGAAGACUGGGAAGUCAAGCCAUUGCCCCUACGAACCAGUACGACCGCCAAAAAACACUUGCUGGAAGAAAUCGCAUUCCCCAAAGUCAACUCGUGCAAACGACUCCCCGAACGAUGGCCCGCCGAUGAAUAUCCCGAUCAAGAUACCUUUCUCCCAUGGAUACACGAUGUUUUUCCCACCGAUGAUGGAAAAUUCAUUCAAAUUGUCGCACAGAAUCGACGACGCUGUCACACGGGAACCACCGAAGAAGAACUCCGUAUUCUCGUCAAGACACAACCAUCGGUGGCACUCUUUCAACACGUACCCGUCAAACGCAUUACCAAAGACAAGGAUGGCAAUCCACGCUAUCAAUUGUGUCCCCACGAAGAUGCCGAUCCCGAUGGGGUCGCCACCCGAUUCAUUUGUCGAUUCAAACCCACCAUGGAAGAAACACUCUCCGUAUUCAACUUUGACUACGAUUGGGCUGCCUUUCGCAAAAAACAACGACACACGUUCAAAUUCGACGAUGGAGGCAUCAAAUCCGUACACACGUCGCAACUCAUAUUCAAAUGUCCCGUACCAGAGGGAUUGCAAGAAUCCAUCAAAUCGGGAGACGCCGUUCAGAAUGAUUUUGCCACUAUCUUUAUGGAUUUGAUCCCCAUUCGGACGCCACCUCGCUAUGGGGCGCCCAAUAUGUUCUUUCAACCGCGAUACAACGAAUCGUUGGUGGUCGACAAAGCAGAACGAUUCGAUGCCGACACGGAGUGGGGCAAAGACCACAUUUUGCCCAAAAUUGAAGAUUCGGGACGAUGGGAGAAUAUCCCCAUUUGUCGCACCAGUUUGAAAGAAUAUUAUCCCGACAAUGACGACAAUAAUGACAAUAAUAAGAAACUGGCGGUUCCUGGGAAACCCGACAAAAAACACCGAUUGGUGUCGUGCAUUUGGGGAGCGGCAGGCUAUUCCACCAGAGGAAAUCGAUUUGCCAUUAAUGACGGACAGAGACGAUUGUUGGAGUGGAUCCACUUUAACAAAAUGCUCGGAUUUGAUCACUUUUAUCUCUACGACAACAGCUACGCAUUUUCCAAUGAAAUCACACUCAAACCCAUUGCAGACUUGUUUCCAGGAGAAGUCACAUACAUCAAGUGGCCCUUUCAGAUUUGCAACAACAACCCCAACAAUGUCGAUAGUCCUGGAGAGAGGUCGUCGCAGUAUGCUGCAGAAUCGUCGUGUCGGCUGCGGUUUGGACCGCAUGUGGAAUGGAUUGGACAAUACGACAUUGAUGAGUACAUUGUACCGAUGGGCAGCUACACGAGCAUUUUGCCAAUCCUAGACAACCUGGACAAGGAAGGAAAGAAGAUUAUCUCCUUUGGAUCUUGGCGAUCCUGGCCUCGACGGGACUUUAUUGCGGAACCUGAACCAAUCGAUGACCCACAGGCUUGUGGAAAAAGGGAACAGUGCUUCAAUCUGCAAGUGCCACUCAAGCACACCAUGCUGCAGGCUUACAAUUGCGACAGACAAUCCGGGCCCAAAAAGAAGGUCAUGCCCGCCGAGAAACAAAUCUACAAACCAGAGUAUGUGAGACAACACUUCAUCCACUAUUCAUCGGUGACGGCCUUGUCAGAACUGAGCAAGUCUGAGUUUGAAAAGGCUGGGUAUAACUGGCAGAGAACUAGGGCAUUUCCCGAUCCACUUUCUCGGUUUGGCGAUGAGCUGCACGAAGCAACAAUGCUUCACACCAAAGCUGUUGCUACGCCAGACACUACCGGUUGGCUGAAAUCGUGCAUGGACAAGUACAAUGGGCAUUUCAUGUGCAGAAUAGGAGUUCCAUUCCCAGACGACUACGAUGAGAAGAAGCAUGGUACAGCAGACGAGACGAACUGGGCUUACAACUGCUACCCCAACAAAAGGAUUGAUGGCUACUGGGCACCACUGCUCGAAGAAGCAAUCAACAAGGAGCACGGGCACAUGUUCCAGCAACAGUAGUACUCGUACUUUGACGAAUAUUCUUGCGCGGGCUAAUCCCAUCAUCAAUGACAGGUGUUUCGGAGGACAGCAGCCGUCGAUACAGCGCUUUUGUGGGAUCAAAGCCGCGAGAUACCCUGGUGCUGGCUGCAUGGAUCUGCAACAACAACAGUACUACAGCUCAGUAUGAGGACUAUCAUAGGUUGUCACAGUGGGCUUGGUGGGAGAAGCGCAUUUUGAAUGUCCCUGCUGUUCUUGGCUACCGUUUAUCGAUUUGUUCCCGAUCUGGUUCCUGGCCAGACAACCACCAGCUACCCGACAGACAACAAUACGUAAACUAUGCACACUUAGUCAGCAAAUCAACACAGAACUUCGUCAUUGUUUUAUUC
Messenger RNA from Seminavis robusta, 3216 nucleotides. Lineage: Eukaryota; Bacillariophyta; Bacillariophyceae; Naviculales; Naviculaceae. The record is from the annotation of a GenBank genome assembly.